AUUCUUAGCGCAAGAAAACCAAUCCAAUUGCGAAGUUAGCUAAGAAAUCUUUCAUCCCAAACCACGUUACCUCUUGCAGCAGUCUGCAGCUCCGAAUCACCGUCAAGCUCCUGCUUCGAAUCUCUCUCUCUCCCUUUUUAUAUAUGUCGAUGCUCUAAAACAAAUUACAUUCCAAAGUUGCAGGUCAGAAGCCCAAAAAAUGGCAGCAACAGCACUCGUAUUUCUCCUCAUAACUUCUCUCUUCAUCCCCUCCUAUACCCAAGAUAUCCAAUCCCCAGACCAGGAAGCUUUCAUUUCAAUCGUUAUAUCCCAACAGGGUCUCGACUUUCUUAAGAAUUUGCUCAUAACCAAAGCAAUCUCUUCAAUAAUUCCUCUCAAUUUGCCCAGGAUUGAAAAGACGGUUAAAAUUCCAUUUCUUGGUAAUGUUCAUAUGCGCCUAUCUAACAUCACCAUAUAUGAAAUUGAUGUCUUGUCCUCUUUUGUUAAGCCUGGAGAUACUGGUGUUGCAAUUGUUGCAUCGGGUGCCACUUGUAAUUUAAGCAUGAGUUGGUAUUAUCAGUAUAGUACUUGGCUUCUGCCUGUCGAGAUUGCUGAUAGAGGAAACGCUUCUGUUCAGGUUGAAGGCAUGCAAGUGGGGCUUACGUUAGGCUUGGAGAACCAGAAUGGGACUUUGAAGCUGUCCCUCAUGGACUGUGGUUGUUAUGUUAAAGAUAUCUCCAUCAAAUUGGAUGGAGGAGCAUCUUGGCUUUAUCAAGGCAUGAUAGAUGCAUUUGAGGGGCAAAUAGGGGCUGCAGUGGAAAAUGCUAUUACCAAGAAACUUGGAGAAGGAAUUUUAAAGCUUGAUUCAUUUCUGCAAGCUCUUCCCAAAGAAGUUCCAGUAGAUGAUAAUGCAUCUCUAAAUGUAACUUUUGUGAAGGAUCCUUCAUUGAGUAAUUCUUCCAUUGGAUUUGACAUCAGUGGGUUAUUCACAUCAAGGAAAAAGAUUCUAGUCCCGGCAAAUAAAUACCAGAGUUCACAACCUUCAGUUUUCUGUAAAGAUUCAUCUAAAAUGCUUGGAAUUUCACUAGAUGAAGCAGUUUUUAAUUCUGCAUCAGCCUUAUAUUAUGAUGCAAAAUUCAUGCAAUGGAUUGUGGAUAAAAUACCAGAUCAGUAUCUUUUGAACACUGCUGGAUGGAGAUUUAUUAUUCCUCAAUUGUACAGGAAAUAUCCGAAUGAUGACAUGAAUUUAAAUCUGUCUUUAUCUUCUCCUCCAAUUGUAAAGAUUUUAGAAAAUGAUAUUGAUGCAACUGUUUAUGCGGAAUUAAUAAUUGAUGUUUUGGAAGCAGACCUUGUAAUACCAGUUGCAUGCAUUUCACUGGAUAUUUAUGGCUCAGGUUCAGUUAAGAUCUCAGGGAAUACACUUGGGGGCAGCUUGAAAUUAAAGGACUUUUCAAUGUCAUUGAAAUGGAGCCAUAUUGGUAAUCUUCGGUUGUAUCUUAUUCAGCCAGUGAUAUGGACUCUUAUCCAAACUGUUUUCUUGCCAUAUGCAAAUGUACACCUCGCACAAGGUUUCCCAUUGCCGAUUGUUCAUGGUUUCACCCUAAAGAAUGCUGAAAUAAUUUGUUCAAGAUCAAAAAUUACAGUUUGCAGUGAUGUGGAAUUCACGGAGUCUCAGGGUCUGAAUCAGAUUAUGUUCAACUAAUAUGUUACCGUCUGAAGUCUGAUAGGGAUGCACACCAAGAUCCAGAAAGCGCAGGCAGAUGUCCGAGUCUCUUGUUGAUUCAUGUGUAUAAGGCACAGACAGCUAAACCCAUUCCCCACACGAAUGUACAAAUUGUGAAGUGCCAUACCAUACCCAUUCCCCACACGAAUGUACAAAUUGUGAAAUAGCAUACCAUGGUGAUUUCCUGCUUCCUA
Molecule: messenger RNA, 1896 nt
Organism: Hevea brasiliensis (rubber tree)
Lineage: Eukaryota; Viridiplantae; Streptophyta; Magnoliopsida; Malpighiales; Euphorbiaceae
Product: putative BPI/LBP family protein At1g04970
Exons: 6
Coding region: 200-1681 (493 amino acids)
Molecular function (GO): lipid binding
Source: RefSeq, a predicted model, not a curated record